AGUCCCGCAAAACGCAACACCUCUUUCUCUCUCUUUCCGGCGCAAAUUCUCUCUCCUCUCAAAAACCAAACCCUAAUUCGUUCAUCUUCAACAAUGGCGCCGGGCGAGAAAACGGUGCUCCAAUUCGGAGGUUCAACGUCUUUGAAUGUUAAGGUUCAUCCUUUGGUGAUCUUCAACAUCUGUGAUUGCUAUGUCCGACGACCCGACCAAGCUGAACGGGUCAUCGGAACUCUUCUCGGAUAUCUUUUACCCGACGGCACUGUUGAUGUUCGUAACUCUUACGCUGUUCCUCACAAUGAAUAUUCCGAUCAGGUGGCAUUAGACAUUGAGUACCACCACAAUAUGUUGACAUCCCAUCAAAAAGUGAACCCAAAGGAAGUCAUUGUUGGAUGGUAUUCAACCGGGUUUGGUGUUACUGGAGGUUCUGCUUUGAUUCAUGAAUUUUACUCUAGAGAGGUUGCAAAUCCAGUCCAUUUAACUGUGGAUACUACAUUCAGAAAUGGAGAGGCAACAAUAAAAGCCUUUGUUUCUGUUAGUUUGUCUCUUGGAGACCAGCCGCUCGCUGCUCAAUUUCAGGAAAUUCCUGCAGAGCUUCGGAUGUCAGAAGCUGAGAGGGUUGGAUAUGAACUUUUGAAAUCAACUGUGGCGGACAAAAUUCCAAGUGAUUUGGAAGGCAUGGAAAGUACUCUGGAGAGGUUGCUGGCUUUAAUUGAUGAAACUUAUAAAUAUGUGGAUGAUGUUGUGGAGAGUCGUGUUGCCCCUGACAACAAAAUUGGGCGGUUCCUUGCAGAGGCAGUAUCUUCCCUCCCGAAGUUAUCACCUUCCGCGUUUGAUAAGCUUGUGAACGACAGCCUACAGGACCAACUUUUAUUAGUAUAUUUAUCUAGCAUCACUAGGACACAGCUGAGUUUAGCAGAGAAGUUGAACACCGCUGCUCAGAUUUUGUAAGUCUACUUCAAGCAGUUUUACGCAUCCAGCCUUGAUUCUGCGCCCUGGAUUUUAGAGAAGAGUGUGUAUUGAUUUAUAAUCUUCCGGUACUCCUGAGAAUAGCCUUUGAUAACUUUGUUGUUGGUGAUAUAUCUGUAGCUCGAAAAUUUUGAUCACUGGAUAAUGUAUUCUCAAGCUUAUACAAUGCUUUUGAUUCUUUCAGUGUUGUUAUUUGACUGCAGUUUAGGUUUAUAUUAGCCUUCGUAAUUGUUUUUA
Messenger RNA from Chenopodium quinoa (quinoa), 1203 nucleotides. RefSeq names its product eukaryotic translation initiation factor 3 subunit F-like. NCBI's taxonomy places the organism in Eukaryota, Viridiplantae, Streptophyta, Magnoliopsida, Caryophyllales, Amaranthaceae. The record is from RefSeq and is a predicted model, not a curated record. Gene Ontology annotation, biological process: translational initiation. Gene Ontology annotation, cellular component: eukaryotic translation initiation factor 3 complex, eIF3m. Gene Ontology annotation, molecular function: translation initiation factor activity; translation initiation factor binding; metallopeptidase activity. The transcript has 6 exons. The coding region runs from base 94 to 948 and encodes 284 amino acids.